AAUUUCUAGCGAGGAGCAAACUGUGCAGGGAGCUAAUAUACAAAAGUCGGGACUCCGUUCGUUUAAUAGAUCUGCCUCCUCUAGGCAAAAGCCGAACCCGACAUCAAAACUAAAAGACACACUAAACAGAAAGUCCACUUGCAAGCAGGGCACACUUUCUGCACACACAAGCACUAGCAGCACCACUUCAAUCCAGUCAUCACCCAUCGAGCCAGCUUCUUCUCUACCCACGCUGAACACCACGCCUACACCACCUGCUGCCAGCAAAAGUAACCUAUUUGUGCGGGUGCUACGACGAUUUUCAAGUAACUCCCUUCCCGGCAAGACGGCGUCAAACCCGAAAAACGCGGACGACGUACCGAAAGUCAACGAUAACAACAACGGCGAUCUGGGCAAACAGCAAUCAACCGAUGUUGAGGUGCUUUGCUCUCAGGACAACCAGAGCAGGGAACAGAAUGAGGACGAAAUGGAUAGCAAAAUAGAGCCUGCAGAUGCCAUAAGCAACCAGAAAGCUGGUCUUACUUUGGGCAAACCUAAAAAAGACAAGUCAGUCAAGGGGACGUCGCAAGCGGUUGUUUCAGACACCAAGAAAAUGGAGGCCAGGAAGUCCUCCUCGGACACGGUGAUUGAGCCAUUGAUCAAGCAGCAGGCGCCACUGCACUCGUCAAAGACCACGCCAACGACUUUGACGGCGAACUUCGUGCAAAACAUUCGAUUCGUCCGUAAAAAUGUGGAACAGUCAGGCAGAAACACCAAUCCACUGCAGUUCGUUGAACUCGAGACGGAGUUUCCUCGUGACUAUGACGACAACAUCGAGAUGCUUUCCCGCGAGGCGGAGCAUCUGGAGGAGCAGUUCCGCACGCCUACGCGCUCCAAUGCUACGGAUGCCACUUCCCACCAUGUGGCCGGAAUCAUCGACAACAUAAUAACCGAAGCGUCACGGAGUCUUACAAUCGAAAAGACUGAAGACGAUGUGCCAUUGAAGUCUUCUACCAAGCACUCGAGCGGCGUAAAACGAGUUGGCUUUCAAGUAGAGGAAAAGGACGAUACCGAGGUUCAGAGCGAAAAACAGGCAAAGAGCAUCGACGACAUAACCAAAAAAGCGGAGAGUUCCGAGGCUAGCGCAGAGGAAGCUGCUGUCACCGGGUCCUCGACAGAUGCAUCUGCAUCUCUUCUGCCCUCCACGUCGCUGGUCUCCACCACAUCUUCAGCUACAUCGAUAACCAAGAGUAAGAGCGAUGAGGACGAUGAUCCGGUGGCCAUGUCGCCGUGCGGACGAUUCUUUAAGUACGAUAAGGAAGUCGGACGCGGUUCCUUUAAAACUGUCUAUCGUGGCCUGGACACGUUGACGGGUGUUCCAGUUGCCUGGUGCGAGUUAUUGGACAAGCAAGUAAAAAAAAGUGAACGUACUAGAUUUCGCGAGGAGGCGGACAUGCUGAAGAAACUUCAGCACCCAAACAUAGUGCGGUUUUAUACAUAUUGGGAGUUUCCUAUUGGCCGCAAGAAGAAUAUUGUACUAGUCACCGAACUAAUGUUAUCUGGAACUUUAAAAUCCUAUUUGAAACGAUUCAAGAAAAUACACCCAAAGGUAUUGAAGUCAUGGUGUCGCCAGAUACUAAAAGGCCUUAACUUCCUGCAUACUCGUCAAUUUCCUAUAAUUCAUCGUGAUUUGAAAUGUGAUAAUAUUUUUAUAACUGGCACCACUGGUAGUGUUAAAAUCGGCGACUUGGGCCUGGCAACUUUGAAAAACCGCUCCCACGCAAAAUCUGUGAUUGGUACGCCGGAGUUCAUGGCCCCGGAAAUGUACGAGGAGCACUACGACGAGUCGGUGGACGUAUAUGCAUUCGGCAUGUGCAUGUUGGAGAUGGCCAUUUCCGAAUAUCCUUACAGUGAGUGCAAGGGUCCAGCCCAGAUCUACAAAAAGGUGAUAUCGGGCAUUAAGCCAGCGGCGCUGGCUAAGGUGGAGGACCCCAACGUGCGCGACAUCAUCGAACGGUGCAUUGAACUAAAGAAGGAGGAUCGGCCCAGCUGCAAUGAACUGCUAGAAUCGGAGUUCUUUGACGAAGAUAUCGGUAUACGAGUUGAGCCAACUGCUUCGGAACAGUUCCUUUCUGAUCCGAGCAUCAGCAUCAUCGAGUUCAGACUGCGGUUUAUGGAUCCCAAGAAGCGCUCGUCCCGUCAUAAGGAAAACGAGGCAAUUCAGUUUGAGUACAACAUCAAGCAUGACGAGUACGAACAGAUUGCGCAAGAAAUGAUGAAGGAAAAUAUUAUAUCUGAGGACGACUCUCGCGCUGUAGCUCGGCUUUUAAAAGUGCAGGUGGUGUCGUUGCUUAAAGAACGUGCCCAGCGUCAAACUCAAAUCAAGCUGCAAAACGAGAAGUCUCGUUUGGAAAAAUUGGCAUUGCAAAAGCAACGUGAGAGUUUGCCGACCAACGUCGAUGAAGAUGAGGAAGAGGAGGAGGAGUCUGAGGACGAGGAGGAUGGUGUUAAAUGGAAUCAGCGCCUGCAGCUAAGAUAUGACCUGCUUAACACUGAUUCAGAAACAAGCCUUGCUCUAUCCACGAACAGCGUCGAACCGCAGCAGCUGUCCAAUCGCUCGAACACUUCGAUUCCGAACAGUGGCAUUCAGCAACCUGUUCAGGUCCCAGGUCAAGUGCCUGUUUCCCAGUUGAUCUCGGUGCAGCCACAGGCUAUUCCGUCACCGGCUAUUCCCAUGCAACAGAAGCCGACGGUGCACUACAUUCAACCGCCACAGCUGGCCUCUUAUCAAAAUUCGAAUGCAUCGAUGCAGGAGAUGACCAAUAACCAGGUCAUAUCGCCGACAGGCAGUCAACAAAUGCAACAGCAACAACCCGUAGUGGCACCAACAGUCAAUCAUCAGGUCAUGCCGCAGCAGCAAGUCAACCAACAGCAGCAACCACAAAUGAUGCAGCAGAUACCCCAGCAAGUUCAAGUGCAGCAAGUUGGUGCGCAACAGCAGCCCCAAACUGUUUUGCCUCCGCAGCCACAUGAGCAGCAGCCACAGCAACAACAACAGCCACUGCAGCAGCAACUGCAGCAGCUUAUGCACACUAACGUGCAGGCUCCGGAUUUGACUCAACAGCAACAAAUUGCUCAGCAACAGGCCCAGCAAUAUUUUCAGCAGCAGCAGCAACAGCCUCAGCAGGCCGUAAACAUGCAACAAGCUUAUGCAAUGCAGCAAGCUGGCCAGCAGCAACAGCUUUCGCAGCCUCUUCAAAUUCAGCAACAGAUCUUGCAGCAACAACAAGCAGCCGUCUCACAUCAGCAACAGAUUAUGCAGCAGCAACUGGCCCAGCAUCAGCUGCAACAGCUUCAGCAGCAGCAGCUUCAACAACAGCAACUGCAACAGCAGCACCAACAGCAAAUACAACAACAGCAACUCCAACAACAACAACUCCAGCAACAGCAAUUCGUACAGCAGUAUGCGCAGGCAAUGCCGCAGCAACAACAUCAGCAGCUCGUUACGGGAUCGCAAGUCAUGGCACCGCAUCAGCAUCAGCAACCUAUUCAGAUCCCAGUGCAGAUGCAAGUUCCGCCGACUUCCGUGGCACCCCCAGUACAGCAGACUUACAAUCAGCAGGGCGGACAAGUAGCGCUCAGUGAUCCACAACAGCAACAGCAUCCCGGAUUAUCGGCCGUACCACCACAGCCAACGCAAUUUAUACAACAGCCCACGCAGCAACCCAUACAACUGUCAAUGCCUUUGGAGCAACAAUUGCAGCAAUUGCUGCAUAGCCAGCCAGCCCAGCAACAACAGCCCAUGAGCCAGCAGCAGCAACAGCCUAUGGUCCAACAGCAGCAACAGCCCUUGGUGCAACAGCAACAACUGCCUUUGGUGCAACAGCAGCCGCCUUUGGUCCAACAGCAGCCGCCUUUGGUCCAACAGCAGCAGCCUUUGGUCCAGCAGCAGCAACCGCUGGUUCAGCAUCAGCAGCCUUUGGUCCAGCAUCAGCAGCCUUUGGUACAACAGCCCCAACAACAGCAACCACAGGCCCAGACACAGCAACCACAGCCCCAGACACAGCAACCACACGUGGUUCAGCAACAACCGCAACAGCAUCAACCUGCAGUAGAGCAAAUCUCACAGAUUUCUUCGCAAGUGCCUGUGCAACAGGAAAAUCUGCAGCCAAUACAGGUCAACAAAGAUGCGAAUGUAGCAACGGAUGCAAUGUCUCUAAAUAGCGCCCACGGAGCCCUCGAAACUGCACCGAAGACAGAACCCCAGAACUCUGGUGAUGCGGAAAAGCAGCAAAAGCAGACAGGCACGGGCACACGUUCCCAGAAACCGAGGCGUUCCAACCGGAGCGGCAACGAAAGGAUUCCCAAGCUUAGUGUAACCAGCGUUGACGAGGGCAGCGUCAUAAACUGCCACAUGGAAAAUAAACUUAAAACGAUUACAUUUAAAUUCGACAUAGGAGACGUAAAUCCGGUUGAAAUAGCCAAUAAAUUGAUCGCCCAAGAUUUGCUUUCUAAUUGUCAAAGUACAGUUUUUGUGGAAAUGAUCAAUGAAAUUGUUGACCAAGUCAAACAGAAUCCCAAUCAAAUCCCUAUACCGACAAAUUAUCGCCGCAAUAUUGAAAAGGUCCGACACGCGUCUCUAACUCGACAGCGUUCCACGUUUAGGUCACACCAAAGACAUAGAUCUCGGGAUGAAACCGCCAGCGACAUCACAAAGAUGUUUGAGCCCACUAUCCAUGGCGUUGAAACCCUGCCAUCCGGUGGCGGAGGCGGUGAACAGUUGAACUGCAACUUGACUUUAGAGGCCAGGUCCCAUGUAUCCAACAUACCAAAUGCGAAGGAACCACAGCUGAACGUCAGCACUCCGCCCACAACCACUUCGACCAUGUCUUCCUCAUCAACCGCAUCGAGGGAUGCGCCCAAUAGCAGCAAUGACGUGACCAUCGGUUCUGGUUCCGUUUCUCGAAAAACAAGCACGGCCUCGGAGUACACUUCGCUAUCGAUUGACUAUAUGCCCGACAGCAACAUUACUCCAACUGGUCCAGAGCCACCGCUUGACGAUGGCAAGGAUAAGAAAACUUGCUCCCUUGCCAUAGCCAGAAUGCAAAAGCUCUUGGAGUCGGCCGGCAAUGGUGCUCCUCGCAGCCUGAAUUUGCCCUUGAAUCGUCACCUGAAGAUUCAAGAGGACUUGAAGCAUACUAGAAGUCUUGACGAUUUGACCGCAGUGAAAAUAACCUUUGACAUGCCCAACAAGGCCGCAGUGGGUACUUCGGAAAACGCUCAGCAGGCCACAGAAGCGGAAGCGGAGAAGCCAAAAGAUAAAUCUGCACAGGCAGUAGGCAACCAGGGAGCUGGAGCGGCCAACACUCUAGAGCAGUUAAAAAUAGAACUGGAAAACAUCACUCAUGCCCACGCGUUCGCCUCCGCUGUAGUGGCCUCGAUUAACAACAGAGCUCCUCAUCAAGCUUCCCCAGCAAUGUCCUCCCUAAAGGCGACUUCUGGACAACCACAGACACAAGAGAUAACCAAGCCAAAUAACGGAGCAGGCCCUUCAGCACCCUCUGUAGGUCAGAAUACUCCGACUGCAGCCUUAACAUCCACCAGGGGCUCAGGCUCCUCCGUCUACAACUCACGUCGUACAUCCAUCGACAACAGCGUGGGAUCCGAUGUACACCUGCACACAGCCACUAAUCUUGAGGGGACAGUAAGCAACUCGGAUCCGACUCCCACUGAGGCGUCGAUUGGAAUUACCAUUGGCACGGGUCAUGAGAAGCAACUCUCCAAGCAGCCCAGUUUGGAAAAGCCUUCUGCCACUUCCAUUUUAACGAACAGCAGUGAUCCUCCGCAAAGGAAUCCCAGCAAUGGAUCAAUUAACCAAAAUUCAAUAGCGGAUUUGGAAAAGAAAUUGGCAGCUUUGCGAAAUACCGAAAACACAGAAGAGUCUGCAUCAGCAACAUUGUCAGUAGUUCCUAAACAAGUUGAAGAGAUCGUCAACCCAAGCGCGCGUAAAAUUUCGCGAUUUAGUGUCAGUCGUGUGCAGGAGCAGAAAACUUCAACCGGAGUUGAGGAGCCUGCUCAAGCUCAACUUAAGAUCGACCUCCAAGUCGCCGGCCCUGGAGGCCAGGUGCAGAACAACAACUCCGUUCAGAACGGCAGCGUGGUCAACACUCCAACCGAAGUCAUCAGCUCUCCUAUUCAAAAUGUUCCGCUGGCCAUUAACGGAAUUCAGUUGAUAUACCAACAGCCCCAGCAGAUCCACCAGUUGCCAGGUGGAACCUCAACUACUACAAGUGGAGCAGGGAAUCAGUGCAUUGUAGUGCCUCAAGUGGUCAAUCAAAAUGGCACCCACGUGCAACAGCUGUCUAACCUACAGCCACAGCAGCAGAGCGUACAUCCAAAUAUGACUCAACAGCCACAGCAGACGCCACUUAAUGGGCACCCGUCUAUGGUUAACACUCUUCAGCAGCAACCACAACAACAAUCCUUGCCGAUGCAGACGAUUCAGGCGCAGCAGCAGCAAAACCAAAUGCCUAUCAUUUCGCAACAACAGCAGCAGCAGAUCCUGAUGCAGCAGCAACAGGGAUCCCAGCAAGGAUCGCAGCAAUUUAAUUUGCCUGGCACACAACAGACUCAUCCUCAGCACCAGUUCAUCCAGUCGCAGCCCAACCAACUUCACUCGCUUCCGCCCCAGGUGGUCAGCAUGCCUCAGGGAAAUCUGCCGCAUCAGCUUCCACCCAUGCAGACUAUGGGUGCCCAACAGCAAAUGAUCUCGCAACAACAGCAUCAGUUGCAGAUGCAGUCGCACAUGCACCAACAAAACGUUCCCGGAAUGUACAACCAGCAGACUGGAGCUCGUGUGGCAGCACCCCAAAAUUUCGCAGGUGCUGUUCCAAAUCAUUUGUUGCAGCAGUCCCCUUUGAUGGCAUCCCAGCAGCCAGCACAGCCCAUGCAACAUGUUAUGCAACCGAUUUUUAAUGCAACGUCCGGUGAAGUUACCGAAGAGCCUGUUUCUUUAGCAGCUACGCAUCCGCAUCUGCUACCGAGCGAUAUUCAAUCCGAUAUAAAGCACAAUUUAGACUCACUAGUGAACCAAUUGUGCAAUACACGCUUGGGUACUAACCAGCACCAACGGCUGUUGCUGUUGCGUCAGAGACAACUCAUCGAAGAGGACGAGCUGCGUCUUAAACAUUAUGUGGAAUACGAAAAGUUCCAAAAGGCCCUGCGCCAAUCUAUUAGCACAAACGUUCCAGCUAAUGCAGCUUACUAUUCUGCGGCUGCCGCACAGCUUCCAACCAAUUUGGCAGCUCCAGCAGCUCCGUCCUCAUCGAAUCCGACGUCCACAAGCUCCGCAAACACAUAACUGCUCUAAAUGUUUUGCUUCAUGCACUUUUGACAAGCCAUACUUACAGCUCUACUCUAUGUUCUCGGCAAUAUAAUUGGCUCGAGCGAAAGGACGUGGAUCUGGAGGUAGAUUUUAAGUAAAAAGUUGUCGAAUGUUACGGGGUUGUCUGUAAAUAUUAGUCAAACGCUUCUUGUUGAUAUGCCAUUGUUUUAUAUUUCUCUUUCUGUUUCACUUCUUAUUUAAAAUUCCUAAUUUCCCAUUCUGGCUUUCGUUUAUUUGUUUAAAAUAAAUAUUAAAUUUUGUAUGAACUUUUUAAGGAAAUUGUACAUUUUAUUAGUAAAAGAAACUGUAAAUAAACAUUUCGAUAAUGUAAUAAUAUAACAAUGCAUAUAGGAAUAUUAUAUAUUAGCCAUCAUUUAUUCAAAGUGAUGUAUACAUACUGCAUAGUUACUAAAUAAAUAACUUAUUACCGAA
This is a messenger RNA of Drosophila simulans, 7795 nucleotides long. RefSeq names its product serine/threonine-protein kinase WNK1 (gene Wnk). The coding region runs from base 467 to 7339 and encodes 2290 amino acids. Gene Ontology annotation, cellular component: cytoplasm. Gene Ontology annotation, biological process: monoatomic ion homeostasis; protein phosphorylation; intracellular signal transduction. NCBI's taxonomy places the organism in Eukaryota, Metazoa, Arthropoda, Insecta, Diptera, Drosophilidae. Gene Ontology annotation, molecular function: ATP binding; potassium channel inhibitor activity; protein serine/threonine kinase activity. The record is from RefSeq and is a predicted model, not a curated record. The transcript is spliced from 11 exons.